Molecule: messenger RNA, 7644 nt
Organism: Serinus canaria (Common canary)
Lineage: Eukaryota; Metazoa; Chordata; Aves; Passeriformes; Fringillidae
Gene: MIDEAS
Product: mitotic deacetylase associated SANT domain protein
Exons: 14
Coding region: 767-4102 (1111 amino acids)
Biological process (GO): negative regulation of DNA-templated transcription; regulation of transcription by RNA polymerase II
Cellular component (GO): transcription regulator complex; histone deacetylase complex
Molecular function (GO): transcription corepressor activity
Source: RefSeq, a predicted model, not a curated record
UUGGACACGGCAGUAUUUUGCAGGGCUUGGUUUUCAAAUCAAUGCUGCGAACUCUCUGCCCGCCCCUCACUCGUUGGGGAUUUCCUCUCCUUCGUUGCCAGCAGCAGCGACAGCCAAGAGCAGAAGGUCAAGCCGAGAUCUGCGGACAAGGGCAGGGGGCCCAGGCCCGUGCCGAGAUGAGGCGCUGAGGGCCGGCGGGAGCGGCGCCGCGGAGGGAGGAGGAGGAAGGCGGGAGGAGGAGGAGUUGAGGAGUACGGGCCCGGGAGCCUCCCCGCUUACUGCACUAGGAAGUGACGCUUUCGCUGAGUCCCGGAGAGAAAGAAACAAAGUUUGGUUUUUUUUUUCCCUCCUUCUUCACUCCCGCCCCCCUCUGCAAACAGCUGCUCCACGUUCCCCCGCGACGCCCGCCGUGCCUGCCUGCGCAGUUUAAAAGCAAUGCUAAGUAUCAUAACACUUCUGUAUAUUUGGAGGCAAGACACUGUAUCUUCUGGGAAUUACAGUAUUGGAACUGGCUCUGUGCUUUAUUCAAAGGACCUGUAACUAAGUGGACCCUACUGACCUCUGAACCACAAAGUAUAAGAGUGAAAAGAAGUGGGAGAAGCACACAAAGAAAAAGGAAGUGAAUGCACUUUUAUCUGGACUUCUUUCCUGACCUUUAUUACUGAAGCUGAAUGGAAAAGAAGGACUGCUGUGCCUUUCCUCCCCCAACCUCAGGGAUGGGUGGAUUAUAAAUACUGUAUGUGUGGCUGGGAGAACAGACUGAACCAUGAAUCUUCAAGCUCAGCAGAAGUCUUCAAGCAAACGGGCUGGGAAACGAGUUGCCUAUUUUAAUGAGCAGGACAUAGCAGUGCAGUCUAAAGAACCACAGCAGCAGCUUAAGGAAGGACAGUACUAUGGUCAUGGAGGGAAUAUACCAGUCUCUCAAACUAUGGAGAUUUCUCAUCCAGGAGGAUUAACAAGUGCACCCAACAACGUUGCUGUGAUGAACUCUGUUUACAAUCAAGAUAGGGGAGAACCGGUGAUGAUGCCUCAGUCAGUAACAGCUGUCAAGUGGCAGAAUUCACUAAUGGGAAACCGGUUGCCAGAGAGGGGUGACAGCCACUGGCAGUCUCCACCUUCAGUGUGGAACCACAGUAUGGUUUUUGGGGGCAACCCAAAAGGACCCCACUCCAAUGCUGGUGCCCCAGGCUUCUAUGGCCACCCAGAAGCCCUUAAAAGAAAUCAAGAGAAAGGAGUGUUUGUGUCACAGCUGGAUUUAUAUGGAGAUGCUGUCCAGCAGAUGAUGUCCCAAAAGGCUCAGCUGGAACAGCAAGCCCUGGUUAGACAGCAAGCUCAAAUGAAUUCUUUUCAUCAAAUGCAGAAACAGCAGCAGCAGAAUCAAACUCUGCCAUUGCAGCCUUUCCAACUUGCAUUUGGUCACCAAGGCCAAAAGCAAGGUCUUCCUGAGCUGUUACAUGUCUUUCAAGAAGCCCCAGCUUCUUCCAGUCCAGCAUUUACUGCACAACAAAAGCAGCAAGCUCUUCCCCAGCUACAGCUCUUUGAAAAUUUCUAUCCUCAGCAGCAGCAGCAGCAACAGGCUGCCGCACAAGCCUUUGGUCUGCAGCAAACAACUUCUAUAGCACAGCCUCAUGUGGCAGCUGCAGCACCUCAGCAUCACAUGAUGCCACACCAAUUUCAGCAAGCAGAGAGGAACCAGGAGCUAUUCAAGGCAUUAACAGAGCAGAACCAACAGACUGUGCUACCUCAGACGCAGAUUCCCUUUCCAAGAAGGUCACGGAGACUCUCCAAAGAAGGUGGCCUGCUGACAUCUGCAGGAGAAGUGUUGACUUCUAAGCAGGCAGAAGAACAACCUAGCAAUUUAUUUCUGCAUCACUGGCAAACACAUCAGCAAGAGGUCCCGUUACAGCAAACACCUGAGUCACUGGCCCACGGUAGAAGUAGCUAUUUGCACCCCAAAAGAUUGGAUCUGGGGCAGAAGGAUGUCCUGGUGAAUAGUGGGCAGUGCCAGAUGGAAACAGACAGGCAAGCUGCAGCCCAGAAUGGUAGAGAUGAGGAGAAGCAGGCAGCAGCACCUGAAGAAAACAGUCAGAGAACUAAUGAUUUUCAGAGUGUUAGAGGUGGUGUAAUCCAGAGCACCCGACGGAGGCGACGUGUUUCUCAAGAAGCCAAUUUGCUGACUUUGGCCCAAAAAGCUGUUGAGCUGGCCUCUCUUCAGAAUGUAAAGGAGCUGGAUAAUUCAGAGGAGAAGAAGAGUGUGCUAGUGACAGCUCCAGGACCUACUGCAGCUUCAAAGAGUGUUGUGGAAUUCGCCAGUUCUUCACCAGCUCCCAAAAAAGCCCGGGAGGAUAACAGCCUUGUGCCUCUUAUCAUUCCUGUGUCUGUGCCAGUGAGAAAAAUUGACUUGCAGAGCCUUGAAAAGGAAAAGUCUGAGGAUGGAAAGCUCCAGAGAGGCCAAGCAAACGAUCGAGCUCCUUGUGAACGGAAGCCUUCUGUGAUAGUCACUCGGAGGCGAUCUAAUCGUAAUACUAACAUGGAGGCCUCGAGUCAGCAUGAAGAUGCUGUUCCAAAGGAUGAAGCAGAGGGCUUUGCCCGAAAACCAAAGCAGCGGCCAAGACCCGAGCCACUCUUCAUACCACCAAAAGCUGGCACCUUUAUUGCACCACCUGUUUAUUCCAACAUUACUCCAUAUCAGAGCCACUUACGGUCACCUGUCCGUCUGGCAGACCAUCCUUCAGACAGGAACUUUGAGCUACCUCCUUACACUCCUCCCCCAAUCCUUAGUCCAGUGAGAGAAGGAUCUGGGCUGUAUUUUAAUGCUAUCCUCUCUUCAAGUGGUCACUCAGUUGCACCUCCAAUGACGCCCAAAAGUGGUCAUAGAACUCUGCUUAGAUCAAAUAGUUCAGAAGUUACCCCUCCGAUUCUUACAGUAGUGGGGGAAGCCACCCCGGUCAGCAUUGAACCGCGAAUAAAUGUAGGAACUCGCUUUCAAGCAGAAAUUCCAUCACUCCAAGACAGAUCUCUGGCAGAAGCUGAUGAACAUAAAGCAGAGCUGGUGUGGCAGCCAUGGGGUGACUUGGAAACCAACAAAGUCACUCAAGAGAAUGUGGAAAACCUGCUAGCUGCUGCCUGUUCAAGCAUUUUUCCUGGGGCUGGAACCAACCAGGAGCUGGCAUUGCAUUUCUUGCAUGAAGAAAAGGGAAGCAUUCUGGGAGCUCUGACCAAACUGCUGUUGAAGAAGCCAGUGCGACCACCUACCCACCCUUUGGCAGAUUAUCACUACACAGGAUCAGACAAGUGGAAGGUUGCCGAAAAAAAGCUAUUCAACAAAGGCAUUGCAAUCUACAAGAAAGACUUUUUCUUGGUCCAAAAGCUUAUAAAAACCAAAACAGUGUCUCAGUGCGUAGAAUUCUACUACACAUACAAGAAACAGGUGAAAAUUGGUCGGAAUGGGACCUUAAUCUUUGGGGACAUAGAUGGUGCUAAUGAGAGAUCUAUGAAAGAUGAAGCUGAAGUUGACAUCAAGAGUUCCCAUAGGUUUGCACGUGUUCUUCCUCUCAGAAGGGACAUCUUCAGUGAGGAACAGGGGCAUAUGGAGGAGGAAGAAGAGGAAGAAGAGGAGGCAGAGGAAGGGUUGGAUAACAGAAAGAGGAGUGCUGAUGCUCUGAAAGAUGAACAGACACUACAGGAUGGUGUAUUAGCCAGCAACACGAAUAUGAGGAGUCACGAGGCAGCUGUCACGGGCAGACCUGGGAGGAAGCCAAGGGAGACAACAGUGAAGCCUCGAAAGCCUUUUACUGCUCCAGUGCAGAGGAAGAAGAGGAAACAGAAAAUAAAACCAGAUGCUACCAGUAAAACACAAAACACAGAAAACACAUUUCCAUGUAAAAAAUGUGGCAGGGUGUUCUACAAGGUGAAGAGCCGCAGUGCUCACAUGAAGAGCCACGCGGAGCAGGAGAAGAAGGCGGCGGCGCUGAAGCAACAAGAGAAGGAGGCGGCAGCAGCGGCAGCCCGCAGCCAGGCCCAGCAGGAAGAGAGCAGUGACAGUGGGAGCAGCAGCAGCGGGAGCAGCAGCACCAGCUCGGAUGAAGAUGGAGAAAUAUAGCAGCAGACCAGAAGUGGAGGGAGUAGCAAGGCUGGACCCAACCUCCUUCUCAGUGGUCUCAUUUUGCUUGCACUUUUCUUACCUGAACCAUCUGGUUUUGGUUUCAGUGCUGCCAUUUCCUCAUGCCACAUGUUCCACUUCACCUUGCCAGUACUGACCAAGCCAGAAUGGUGGAUAACAAGAUUUGUUUCAACUUGGAUUUAUUUUUUUUUAAGACUGAUAAGAUUUCUAUUCUAUUUAUAAUGAUAUCCAAGGUACAUAAUAGAACAAUGUCACCUGCAGUGGAAGUAAGUUCUCUCAGGUCAGUCAGACCUUUCUUUUUGUUCUUGUCAGGAAUCGUGGUAGUAGGACUCUUGCAUAUAAAGGUUUCCAGACUGGAGCAAGAAAAUGAAGCUCUACUCUGAGCUAAGUGUAUCCAGUUACUGUGACACUGGUGAUUUCUAGUUGUUUCCUUUCUCAGCAAGUUCUUCUUCCUUUUAUCCUUUCCUGCCUUUCUUUCUGAGGAGUUAUUCAGGCAGACAACAAGUUUUGUGGAAAGAUGGUGUGCACUUUUGACCUCUGUUUCACAAAAAUGAAAAGUAGGUUGAGUAAGACACUCUUCCUUUUGAGAGGAAGUUUUAUUUUUCAAACUGAGGUCAGUUAUCUUAUGGCAUUAACAUAGCAAUGGAUAUAAAAAUAACCUGUGGGAUAAGAGUAGCCAGGCCUUGCAGGUUGUCUCAUGUUGGAAAACAAAACAGUCGGCCUUUGAUUAACUUAAAGAAGUCUGGGCUUGACAAGUGCAAUUUGAAAUGAAAAUUGCUGAGUUUGAAUUUACAUAAAUGGGAGCAAGUUUGUUUAGUGAAAAUGAACCCAGAUCUUCUUGUGUGCUAGAUUGUGUGCAACUCAAAGAUGGGAGGAAUGGAGUCUCAUCUCCAGCAGUCAUCCCUCUGUGAAUGCUUUUACCUCUCAAUAUCCUCUUCUGUCUUGUAGCAGCCCUCAUUUGCUCCUUGAAAUUGCCAUCAUCAAGCUUUUAUGGCAGGCCCCUAGUUUCCCAGGCAGUUGCUGUCAGACAGUAUGUACAGGAGAAGCUUGUCACCUGUUUGCACACCAGUGGCAGGGCAGUGCUGCCUGCUGGGUUGUCCUUCUAUGAGCUGUUCUCUUUGCUGAAAGGCUGACUCUUCCUUUAGAACUGACACAAGCUAGUAGCCCAAAAAGUCUAGCCACCAAAAGUUGCUGGUGAAACAGAGUUAAAAAGAAGUGGCCCAGGUGACAGAUGUUGAAUUCACACAGGAUUGUUCCUUACAUCUUUAUAGCCCACAUUUAUCAUUAUUUUGUAAGGAUGCAGAGAAUCACUUGUGCUUCAUGGCCAGCUGGUGCCAUCCUGUAGCCUGGCUGCCCAGUGCUUAGGAGCGGCAGUGAUCCCCAGCUUCUCAGGUGCUGGCACUGUGUCAGACCAGACCGUACUGAAGGAGCUGAUCGCUCCUGUAUUCCCCAGCAGGAAUCCAAGAGAUGUUGUUGUUCGUGAACUACUGAGUGUGCCUGACUGGCAGAUUUUUUUAAGUUUAAAUCUUGAUCCUUCCAGCUGCUAGAAAAAUUCCUGGUUAACUAUAGAAAGAGGCUAUAACUCCACCAUGUCGUCUGUCAGUCUUCUUGCCCUGUAGUUUUAUGCAACCAUGAUAGCUUUACUCUUUUAUUUGGGAGGCUCUGUAUUGUACAACAUUUGCUUUGACAUAUCUAUGCCUUUGCAUAGAAUCCUUUUUCUGAAUAGCAGAAACAGUUAGUACUCUUACAAAAUCAGGAGGAACAUCGUUAAGGACUGCACUCUUUGUAAAGUUGACACUUUCACCUGUAAGUGUUCAAUUUUCUGUCAAGAUUGUAUUUUUCAUCCCUAUCAAAACUGGGGUUCCUUUCAGCAUUUAGAUGACUGUUCCAUGUACCUACAUUGAACUGAUCUUGUUGAAUAAGCAAGAAGCACAUGGCACAUUGUCAACUGUUAAAAUCAUUCAAAAACUACAAAGAACUAAAAGUUGCUUCUUUAAAAGGAAGCUUAAGCAACUCAGUCUUCCUCUUAAAGAUUUCAGCGUUGAUUUUUUUUCUUUUAUAAACUGGGGGAAAUGCUUGUCUGCCAUUAUCUUAGGGCCUUUGGAGAGAAGAGAAGCUUCAGCACAUUGUGUCAGGAGGAACAGUAGGUGGAGCAAUUGCAAGCAUUAUUACAGUCUUCCAAAGGCCAGAUUGUUCACUGAUUCUCCCAGUUUUUCCUCUUGUCAAGGACAAGCUGUUGAGGUGCUGGUUAGAACAAAUCAGAGAUUUUCUUUACUUGCAUAAAAAUGUUGUGUAUAUUAUGUGCUGAUUCCAGUAGUGGUUGUUUCUGUCCCACCCUGCAGCAGUUAGAACUGUAGAACAGAACAGGAAAACUGGACAGUCUGUUACUGGAAGAAAAUCAGAAAAGGGCUUUUCUGAGGAUAACCACUAUAACAGCUGUGGGUUAGCAGGGCUGACCACAAUCAGGCAAAUGUGCUAAAAAAGUGGCAUCAAGUUGGAAUGUUUCUGAGCAUACUUCCAAAUUGCUAGUAGACACUAGAAGACUUCUUUUCUGGCAUGGUAGUAAGUAAAACAGCUCCUCCAAGUGUCAUCUUAAAAGACAAACAAGCAAACCAAGCCUUCUAUUCACUGGCUUACAGAAGGACUUUGGAAUUGAUCCUGCAUUUGAAUUAGAGCUUCCCUACUAGCAAAAGUUGGCAGAGAAUUGUUUCUUAAAAAAAGAACAAGAACAAAACCAAAACCCAAACAACCAGCUCCCAAUUUCUGUGGACAAAUCAUUUAAAUGGAAUUUGUUUAAUCUGGAAUGAGUUAUGCUCCUACUUUUUGUGGGGGAAAAAUAGCUUGAGUGGCUCUUUACUGCAGCACAGUGUUAAUUCCAGUUAAGAUUUAAAAAAACCCAUCCCAAACAAACAAAACUCUUCUCAAUGUUCUGUUGAUAUGUUUGUUUUAAAACUCCCUGCUCAUUAUUUCCCAUCAUUUAAGGGCCUAUUGAUUGAUCCCCAUUUAGUGUAAAGGUUUGCUGCUAAUUUAGAAAAAGGCAGAAGAAAGUCAUUAAUUUGAACAAGGUAUCUCUUUACUUUGAAAAACAAAUGGGAACAAAUAUUUAUAGAAUGCAACUCUGUAAAUGUGUACUAAUAGAUUUGCCUUUUACAGUGCAAGAUCAGGCUUCACGUGGUCAUAUACCCCAUAGUCAGAUGGCUGUAUUUCAGAUCAUUACCUACUUGAGUCUUGAUGCCAGCACUGGGCAUCACGGAGAUGCAGUGACAGGUCACGUUUGCCCUGAUCACGUACUUCUGCCUGUGCUUCUGCUUGCCCUUUACAGGUAGAUGCAGUCUUGUCAGGUUUGUGACCUGCAUGGGAUAGCAUCUGACUUUUGUAAGACUAUGUGUGUAUGUAAUUACUAGAUAAAUGCAUGCACUUGUGAUGCAUAUCUGAUAAAGCUGCAGGUGUUUUGCAGUCUAGCUGCAAGAACCACUCUGCAUUUUAAUUUAUUUGAUGUUUGUUCUUUUACUGAUACAGGU